CCCUCACAAACCCGUUUAAAACUACAAUACUAUAUUUGUUUUGAAUAUACGGAUCAGUUAUGAAGAUCAACAAAAAUGAGUGUAUAAUAUUCUGUUGACUUUUAACACGUGUCAUCGACAUUUAAACUAAAAUAUUAGCUAAUUGGCGUGUAUCUAUAAACUAUAUUCCAUAUAAAUCGUUGUUAAACAUUUAUACGAAAUGGCGGGUACAUUAGAAGGAAGCAGUGAACAGCCUAUAGAUAUAUCCUCCAAAAAAAUAAAAGAAAUUGAUGACUUUUCUGAUGCAUUUGGCAUUGCAGAAAAUUUAGACGUCGACCUUGGUGGGCUUGACGAUUUGGAAGAUAUAAAAGAACGACUGAUGAUGGAAUUCCAGAAAUGUCAGCCUGGAUUUAUAAAUUAUAAAGAAAAGAUAUUUCGGGAAAUGAAAGAUUAUAAAAGAGAUGACAAUAACAAAAGAGGAAAACUUCAUGAGUUAUUAACCCAAACCAAAACUAAGUUCUCAAUAGAAGAUGCCAAUUCUUCCGAGGGAAUUUCUGUAAUAGAGAAGGCUCUCAAAACAGAAGGAUUUGUAAAAAAUCUUGGUGAUGAGUUCUGCAGUAGACAGGAAACCAUUAAGAAAGGAGAGUGUUGCAUCGUUGUUGCAGGUGAAACGUCAGCUGGAAAAUCUCUAUUCUUAAACCUGAUAUUGGGUGAACACAUACUGACGUCAAAACAUGGGUCUUGCACAAGUGUCAUCACACGAUUGUCAUAUGGCAAGACAAAACAUGCUAGAGUUAUUUAUCAUGACAAAGACAGACCAGAUGAUGUAUAUGAUAAUAUUGAUAAUGGCAAAAUCCAAGAACUAGUAUACGAAGAAAACCUAGACAAGAGGGAAAACACUUCUGAUAUAAAGGAAGUACAAAUAUUUCUUCCAGCUAAACUUUUAGAGAGUGGAAUAGUACUGAUAGAUACACCUGGUAUUGGAGAAAACGAUGAUAUGGACGUUGUGGUAGAAAAAUUUGUUGACGAAAAUCAAGUAACGGGAUUUAUUUACAUGAUAAAAUCUGAUAACGCUGGAGGAGUUGAUGAAGACAGGCUGGUUAAAUUGAUGAAGAUAAUUCUACAAAAGGAAAAGACAAAAGGAGAAAAGGGCACAUUUAGAUUUGAUCCUAGUUGUGCAAUGUUUAUUUGUAAUCAAUGGGAUUUAGUAAGUGAAAAAGACAAAGUGUAUGAACACAUAGUUGGCAGACUUCGUAAAAUUUGGCCUAACUUUGAUGAAGAGAAAGUAAAGACAAUUUCAUCAUUCAAGGCCAAAGCUGAAAUGGAGAUAGAUCAAGAUUAUAUAACAUCCGAUUUUCAAGAUGUAUUAGAUUUAUUGAGAAGUAUUUACAGUCAAGCUUUGAAUGAACGAGUAAAGGUCACUUACAAGUGGAUGAAAACUCUUUUACUUCGAUCAGUUCAUCACAUGAAAACAAUGGUAAAACAACUCAACUGUUCGGAUGAUAAAAUGAUAAACAAAAUGAGGGAAGCGAAUGAAAAUUUGGAAAAGCUGAAAAAUGAAUCAGUUGACGUCAUAACAUCUUUAAGAGAUAUGAUAAACAAACAGUCUUAUCACAUUUGUGGUUUAUUUCGAGAGUACCUUAAGCUCCCUGUGGUUCGAAUGGCUAUAACUCAGUGGAUAGAACAAGAACUUCCAAGCGAGUUCAUUCUAGAUCAGGAUGGACAGCCUACAGCAGUCAAGAAAGAAUGGAUGGAUCUGAAAACGGAAAUUGAUGGUUUAAUCAUUGAAAGGAUCGCUAUUGAACUUGACAAAUGGGAAGAAGAAAACGGUACCAUUGAUUCCCUUGAAUCCUUGGUUAUUUUCGAAAUUCAACAAAAGGUUUUGGGACUAACCAAUGAAGUGACAAAAGUAGAAACAGAACUGCAUUCGUCAACAGGGUCUAGAGAUUCAAUCGAAUCAAUUCCAAAACCCGCGUCUCGAAGAGAUAGCAGACGUGAAACUGUUUGUUCUACCUAUUUUGGCAAAAUGCAACUUGAAGAUAAUCAAUACUAUCUUAGUGUCCUUGCGAGAAAUAAGGUGUUCCAGCCGAUGAAGAAAGUAAUGCGAAUAUUUCCGGGUGCUAAUAAAUGGAAGGUUUACGCGAAUAGCAAAUGCGCAUAUGCAAAGGGUCGAUCUGAAAAACUUCUGAAAACAUUUACCGAGCCAUGCCGAAAAGAGGAAGACCCGCUGAAAAUUGUCAUUGACUGUUUUAUGGAAGGUGCCAAGCAAACAUUAGAUAAAUCCAUUCUUGAGAUUCCAAAUUUAAUCAAAUCAAACCAGGACAUUUUUAGUCACGUGUUAACUUGUAAACGUGAUGUUGCCAAAAAUCUUCGGGUAUAUGAGGAAAUGAUGAAAGAACUAGAAGUUCUCAAGCGCCUUCUAGCAGACUAUGGUGCGGGGUAUAUAUUUAUAGAAGAUUUUAAACCAAAUGAGUUACAGAUUAUUGAUCCUAAUGACGCAACAGGAAGGUCAACGACACCUUUCAAAAUAUCAGAAUUCUUGAUGAACAUGUCUAGUUCACAAACUAGCACGAUUCAACAAUGCCCUAGAGGGUUGUGGACUGCACACCAGAGAGGGCUACUAAAACGUGAAAAUAGCGAAGAAAAAGUUACCAUUAAAAUUUAUCUUCCUUCAUGCAACAUAGACAAAUGCUAUUCCGAAAUUGCAAAACUAAGAUUAUUAGAACAUAGUAAUGUUGCAGAAUUCUUAGGAAUACAAAAUUCAGAAUCGUAUUUCCCUGCAAUGGUAUACAACAAAUCACUGAGGACACUUCGACAUCAAUACGAGAAACAUUCUGGACAUUUAAACAUCUCCAACUUACUCCAGGAGGUUACAAUGGGGUUACAAUACCUUCAUAGACAUGGGAUGGUCCAUAUGGAACUCAAUAUGAAUACUGUUAUGUUGGAUUCAGCGGGAAACAUUCGUCUAACUGGUGGUUGCCUCCCUCGUAAAGCAGAUCUUCCAGGAAACCAAGAGCAACAUAUAAGUGGAGAUUUUGUCUAUUUGGCACCGGAAGUUUUGAGAGGAGAUCUGUACACCGCAAGUGCAGAUGCCUAUGCGUUUGGCCUUCUCAUGUUUGACAUGAUGUCGAAAACGCCGGCUUUUGACAGCCAAAGAAAAAUGUCACUGGAUCUGUUUAUUAAAAGAAUAAAUCCUAGAGAAAUGAUAAGACGCGAAGCUGAUUUGCCUGAUGAUGCAAUUGACAUUAUACUUCGGUGCUUAGAAAUAUCAGAGGAAUCAAGACCAACACUUUUAACUUUACAAGAACAAGUAAAGGUCCUCAAAACUGACCAACAUGCCAAAGAACCCAAGCAAUCCGAAGUAAAUUACCGGCGACAAAGAAAUGGAAGGGACUAGACAAAUGGAUUGUUUAUUUUACAUGUGGUUGGUUGAUUAAUUGUAUUUUCGAUUCGGUAUGCAUUUCGACUAUUUCUUUUAGGCAGUAACAUAGUUGUGAAUGCCUAUGUAUAGUACCGGGCUGUAAUUUAGACUCUUGUGAAGUGUUGUCUCGUUGGCAAUCAUACAACAUCUUCUUUUUAUAUAUCCAGGACAUACAAGAAGAUAUAAAAGUUAUUCAAUUAGAAUAAACUUGAAUAGUGAAUAGUGCAAAAAAACACAAUUCACCAUUCAUGAAUUUUGAAUAGUGAAAAGUGAAUAGUGAACGUACUUCAGCCCGGUAUGUAUAGGUAGAUAAUAUGGUGAAUGAUUGUUUCGCUUAUUUUUGUAGACAAUAUUUUUGUUUAAUUUACUUUUAUGAAAUAUAACGCUUGAAUCAAUUGUUUUGAAUAGGUUGGUAUGUUUACAUACAAUAUAGAUCUACCUAUGUUUUUGUUUCAUCUUUUUAAAAGUCAACAAAUCUGUUUAGAAUGUCUCUUUAUAGACACUUUUUGUGAUAUUUUUAUUCAAGAAACUGGAAUAGUUGAUAUGUCUGAUAAAGCAAAAGACGUCAAACUUUGGUUUAUUCAUGAGGUCCUCAUUUUGAAAAAUGCCAAAGAACUCAAACAAUCAGAGUAUAGGCAUGGUCAGAAAACGAGCACAGAAUAGAUAGUUAAUACUUUUGUACCUUUUAAAUUUAUUUGGACUGCUUAUUCCUGAUUGUAUUUGUAUAUAGAAUGAUUGUUAAAGUUGUUUCCUUUAGACCAGAUAGUCUCAUUAAUUUUGAUAUCAUUUAUUUAUAUCGUCUCAUUUUAAGGCUGUUACGGAGUAGGCAAUAUUUAUUUAUUUCGGUUGUUCUUUGUAUAGGCUAUGAGUUUAUAUUGCCUAUUUUAUCCAAUGUAGUAUCUUUUCUAUUAACAGAAAGUCAUGUGUCUAGUCUGGAAACUUAUUAUCUAAUUUACAUACUUAUGUUAUAUACAUUUGUUGUUUAGAGAUAUCUUCUAGGUAGCAACGAACGCUGUUUGGAAUUUGGAAGAAGGAAUUGCAAUCAUUUAUGUGAGCUUUUAUAAAUUGUUAAUUUGUAUAUAUAUAAAUUAGAUUAUCUUCAUAGAUUGAAGGAACAGAUUGAAAGUGUAUGAACUAUUUCUUUAGCUUUAUUUAUAUAAGUGCUUUUAAAAUAAAUUAAGAAAAUUAUGUAUUCAUCUACGUCAUCCUCAUUGUUGCUGUGUUUAACCUUAGAAGUAUUAUAAUAUUAUAAAACUUCCCUGGUUUAACAAUGUUAUUUUUCGAUUGUCCUCACAGUCAUUAUUUGUAUAGUCAUGUUUUGUAUGUUUUUACCUGUAGAUUAUUUUUUUGUGUGUUUUUGGUGUUAGGUGUUUGUAUAGUGAACCAUAUAUAUAUAGUUAUUUCCUUAGUAAACUUAUUCCAGUUGACGGGUUUGUUACGGUGCAAUACUACAUUUUUAUGUGUAUAUGAAUAAUGUAACUGUCUGAUUUUGUAUUAACAAAUUGUAUAUUUCUGUUGCAAUGUUCUACCUAUUUAAAGGUAAAAUAGAAUAACUCCAGAGGUA
Mytilus trossulus (common blue mussel) is the source of this 4964-nucleotide messenger RNA. RefSeq lists its product as uncharacterized. The record is from RefSeq and is a predicted model, not a curated record. Gene Ontology annotation, biological process: protein phosphorylation. Gene Ontology annotation, molecular function: ATP binding; protein kinase activity. Lineage: Eukaryota; Metazoa; Mollusca; Bivalvia; Mytilida; Mytilidae. Bases 200 to 3376 code for a protein of 1058 amino acids. The transcript is spliced from 8 exons.